Messenger RNA from Prorocentrum cordatum, 852 nucleotides. Lineage: Eukaryota; Dinophyceae; Prorocentrales; Prorocentraceae. The record is from the annotation of a GenBank genome assembly.
AUGGCGACCCCACCGAACGAGGAUAUUGUAAACCGCAUCAGCACAUUACUUACGAGCGCGCUCUUGCCAUACCGCGAUGAGCUCGCAGGCCGCCGGGACAUCGACGCCCUGGUGAAGCAUCGCGAACUCAUCGUUGCCGUGAAGGACUGGGCCGUCGUCGUCGUCACCCUCGUGUUCGUCUUCCUUUUCUUGAUCCUCCACCUCCCAAACAAGGACGCUGGUAACAAGGGGGAGCUGAAGAUCCUUUUCCAGAAGGUGGCGGAGAACCGCAAUUCAGAAUGGCAGCUCGGUCGCGAAGCAGAGGCAUGGGCAACGAAAAUGGGCAGGCGAGCUCAAGCCAUGCGCCGCGACAUCCAGCAGGCCAUCACGAAAGCCAGAGAUGGCGACAACGUUCCCGAGUGGCUCAGCCCGUUCAUGCAGGACGGGACCGACAAGACGGAGUACGAUGUCAAGUACAUACGGGACGAGCAGGUUUGCUAUCGGACUCAGAAGGGCGUCAAGAAGCCUUUGCGGGAGGAGUCUGAGCCGCUGCAGCCCAACGACGAGGGCGACGAUGAGUUGGUCCUAGCGAAGUGGCAUGACGGAUUCACGCGCAGGAUCCCGAACUUGACAAAUAAGACGUUGAGGGCCCUGCAGGUGGACAACGGAUCAGGGGAUCGGCGCCCUUCAAGCGUGACCGAGAUCAAGCGGGAGGUGGCCAAGGACGGAGCUACGUGGCGACUGAUCGACGCUAAGGAGCGUCGCCCAGAUGUUCCUGACGUCGCUUUCCUGCGCAUCUUCAGGGUCCAGGGCGCGGCGAAGCCGACGUUGCAGCUGGUCGUGACGCGCCACACCGCAGACGAGAAGGAGAAG